UGAGGGUCAGAGUGAGGCGGUGAAAGAAGUUAAGAAAGAGGAGGUGGGUGGAGACCUGAUGUGUAAGGAGGAGAAAGGAAGAGACGCAGACAGCAGGCAGACAAGGGAGAGGAUGUGAGCAGGACAGAUCAAAAGUGAAGCAGAGAAAGAAAACGUGACACAGAAGACGCUCAAGGAAGGACACAGGCAGUCUACUGAGAGAGAUAACGGAAUACAGACAUGGCAGUAUGCUCUUUCUCCAGGAAAAUCUAUGUAAACUUUCUGGCCAGCUGUCUUGUACCUGUCAGUGCAUCGAUGCCAUGUCGUGUUACAGAGUGCCUGGAUGGCUUUUCCUGUUGUGAUUCACAGAGCAAAGUCUACCUGGACUACAGCUGGUAUGGGCCUCUGUUUAUCUGUAUGUUGAUAGUGUUCACAGUUCUGUGCCUUUGUGGGAUCUGUAAUAAUGUCUGCCGCUUCCGUCAAAAUCGAUCAUCACCACCAUCACCACGAGAGACACCUUUUGUAGACAUGAGUGCACCUCCACCGUAUAGCGAGGUUACUGCCAAGCCUUUCCUUUACCCUCCAAGUACAGCCAGCCCACCAUCUUACAGCAGUGUGGUACAGACGGGCCCAGCUCCUCCUUUUAUGGGAGAUCAGAGUUGAUGAUAAAGUCACUGGACAGAAGUUCGGCUACUUGUGUUCACUUAAAGACGUUGUCAUUCAGAGCAAUAGGAGUGGCAUAUGGAGCAGUUACAUGGAGCAGUAGGAGGAGAAGGGAUAAACUGCAUGAAGCAAUGGCAGGGGUUAUUAGCCAUGGUUAUUUGCAGUCAUAGGAAGAUUUACAGAUGGAUAUUCUUUGUAGUAAUAAUAGGGGGACUGAUAAGGAGAUGUAUUGAAAAGUAGUAAGAAGGAAGAGAAGAAGAAAGGCAGAGGUUAUAUGGAGGAAAUUCUUAAAUGGAAUAAUAGGACAAAUUGUGAAGAGAAGUUAUAUGGAGUAACAGUAGGCGUUAUAGGGAGAUGUUAUAUGGAGUAAUAGGAGGAGUCACAGGAACAAGUUACUGAAAAUACAGUAAUAAAAGUAGUUAUAGAGACAGGCUACUGUCUAUGGGGUACAGGAAGAGUUACAGGGAGUUGUUAUAUGGAGUUUAGUAGGAAUUGUAGGGAUAGGUUAUAUAAAGUAAUAGGAGUUGCAGUGAUACAGGAGGAGUUAUAAGAAGAGAUUACAUGGCGUAAUAGGAAUAUUCAUAUUAGUGAUAUGGAGAAAUAGAAGUUAUAUGGAAAGGUUAUAUUAAGUAAUAGGAAGAGAUAUAGUGGGGAAUUCAAUUGCCGGCAAAUCCAUUUGCUAAGCCGAAGUAACCCAAUCUCCCACAAAGGGGUAGCAAACACUUUGUGAGAAUUUGGCAUUUGGCUGGUUGGGCAAAGGGGGUGAGAUGGGGUGUUGUGGCCUGCGAUUAAACGCUGUGGAAACGGCAAUUUACACCCUUUGCCCAGAAUUUAAUUCCCUCCAUGGAGAGAGGUUACAUGGGUGACAGGAAGAGUCAAAGCAAUGAUAUGGAGUUAUAGAAUUAAAUAUUAGGAGAGGUUAUAUGGAGUCAUCGGAGAAGAUAUAGGGAGAGGUUAUAUGGAGCAAUAGGAAAAGUUAUAGGGAUAGGUUAUAUGGAGUAAUAGAAGUUGUAGGGAGAGGAUACAUGUAGUAAUCUGAGAUGUUGUAGGUAGAGGUUAUAUGGAGCAAUAGGAAAAGUUGUAGGGCGAGGAUACAUUGAGUAAUAGGAGAAGUUGUAGGGAAAUGUAACAAAUGUUAUAUUGAGUAACAGGAAAAGUUUUAGGGAGAGGUUAUAUGAAGCAAUAGGAGACGUUGCAUGGAGAGGUUAUAUGGAGUUAUUAGAAGGAGAUAUAAGAAUAGGUUAUAUGGAAUAAAGGGAGCAGUUAUAGGGAGAGAGACAAUUUUGAGGGAAAUCUUAGAUGGAUUAAUAUAAAUAUUUAGAAGGAGAGGCUUUAUAAACUAAUAUGAGGCAUUAUAGGGAGAGUUUAUAUCGAGUAGUUGGAUGAGUUAUAUGGAGAGCACAUAUGAUUGAAUAGGAAUAUUUAAAGGAUAGGUUAUGUGGAGUAAUAGUAGAUGCUAGAGAGAGAUUAUAUGAGAGAGUAGUAAAAGUUAUUUGGAGAGGUUACAUGAAUGAACAGGAAUCUUUACAGUAGAGGUUAUGCGGCGUAGUAGGAGGAGUUAUAGGGAGAUAGGUUGUGGAAAAUUAGGAUAUACUGUAGGUAGAGAAUAUAUGAGUACGACACCUUAGAGGAAAGGUUAUGUGGGGUAAUGAAAGGAGUUAUUAUAAAAACAUAGAAUUUGACAGCAGAUAAGAACCUCUUAAAAAAUCUAGUCUGCCUGUUCUCAUUUAUCCUUUUGGCAUCUUCAACCCUAUUUGAUCCUUAGUUCUCUGUAAGUUCUUAUGUUUAUCCCAAGCUGUUUACAUUUCUCUACUGUCUUAACCUCAACCACCUCUGAUGGGAGGCUAUUCCAUUUAUUCAUUACCCUUUUGAGAAGUAAUUUUUCCUCAAAUUUCCUCUGAACCAACCUCCCUCCAGUUUCAGCGUAUAUAUUCAUGUUCAAGUACUUCUCUACCAUAGAAGAAUGUUUCCCUCCUGUACCUUGUUAAAAUCCUAGGUAUAUUUGAAAGUUUCUGUCAUGAUCCCCCCUUUCCCCGCUCUGCUCCAAACUAUACAUAUUAAGAUCUUUUAAUCUUUCCUGGUAAGUUUUGUGGUGUAGACCACCAUUUUAGCUCUUUAGACAGUCUCUUAUGUAUUUAUAGCCUUCUGGGGAUUUAGCCUCCAGAACUGAACACUGUAUUCUUCUGUAGAUGAGGCUGUACCAAUAACCUGUAGAGUGGCAUUAUUCUUUUUUUGUGCUACUGAUUCCUCUCCCUAUGCAACCAAGCAUCUGACUCAUUGCUUGUUACAUUGCUUACGUGCCUUCAAGUCCUCUAAAAUAGUGACUCCUAAAUCCUUUUCCUCCAAUGUAUUUUCCAUUAUAGUACCCUUGAUACUAUUUGGAGACACUUUGUCACAUUCUGGCCACACUCUGCUGGUAUCACCAGCAGAUGAACGGCGGGGUGUACGGCUUUCCAAAGCGUCCUGCUAUGGAAAGAUGCUCACCCCCGCUGACAUCGCUGGGCAGGGGGGAAAAGCGCUCAGUGUGUAUGCACUGAGCGAUUUUCAGUUCAGCGAUGUCAGCGAUCAUCGCUGUGCAUACACGCUGGGCAAAAACGCCCAGUGUGUAUGCACCAUAACAAUCUGAGAUGUGGGGCCGUGUCAAAAGCCUUACUAAACUUUAGAUAAGCUACAUCUAUAGCCCCCUCUUGAUCUACAGUAUUACUCUAGUCACUAAGGGGGACAUGUACUAAGCAGUGAUAAAAGUGGAGAAGUU
This is a messenger RNA of Pseudophryne corroboree (corroboree frog), 3397 nucleotides long. It is a transcript of the gene TMEM92, whose product is annotated as transmembrane protein 92. The record is from RefSeq and is a predicted model, not a curated record. NCBI's taxonomy places the organism in Eukaryota, Metazoa, Chordata, Amphibia, Anura, Myobatrachidae. The transcript has 5 exons. The coding region runs from base 220 to 642 and encodes 140 amino acids.